Brienomyrus brachyistius is the source of this 1461-nucleotide messenger RNA. RefSeq names its product BCL2 like 1 (gene bcl2l1). The transcript has 3 exons. The record is from RefSeq and is a predicted model, not a curated record. Gene Ontology annotation, cellular component: mitochondrial outer membrane. Lineage: Eukaryota; Metazoa; Chordata; Actinopteri; Osteoglossiformes; Mormyridae. Gene Ontology annotation, molecular function: protein homodimerization activity; protein heterodimerization activity. Bases 365 to 1078 code for a protein of 237 amino acids. Gene Ontology annotation, biological process: extrinsic apoptotic signaling pathway in absence of ligand; intrinsic apoptotic signaling pathway in response to DNA damage; negative regulation of intrinsic apoptotic signaling pathway.
UGCCCGACCUCCGUGCGCGUCUGUUGCAUAAUAAAUGGGGACAAGUGGACCAGUAGCCGAAGCCUUUUAUCUGUAUGCAGUCAUUAGUUGAAAACGUCUAAGUGCAGUACCUCGAAAGUUAGUAUUGUCUGAUAUUAAAGCUGGGAUACUGCCCGGGAGCAAGUUGACCGCUUAUCUGUGCGCAAGACCCUGAAAAAUAUAUAGCCUGUUUGCAACUAAGGGUGUGAGCCACUGUGCUAGUCCCUCCACCUCCAUCCCUCCAUAGAAGUAAUCCUGGUUCAAAAUCCACAAGGUAAAGAAGAAUGGCCAUUGAAGCCUGAGUUGGACUAAGAUUACAAAGAAAAGGAGGACAGAAUAAGAAAUAAUGUCAUACAGCAACAGAGAACUGGUGAUGGACUACAUAAGGUAUAAACUGUCCCAGAGGAACUACAAUGGCCACUUUGGACUUCCUGAGGACAGGGAUCGGACAGAGGGCUCGGGUCAGGCCGAUGGGAGCGAAGGGGGUAUGGCGACAGGAACUUACGUCAAUGGGUUGGUCAUUGCUGGCGGGGCCGGCAGCCAGGUGUCCCCAGUGCCUGAGCAGCCACUCCCUUCCCCAUUCCCCUCUCCACAAGGCCUGGAGGCGGUGAAGGAAGCAUUGCGGGAUUCUGCCAACGAGUUUGAGCUACGCUACAGCCGCGCCUUCAGCGACCUCUCCUCCCAGCUUCACAUCACGCCCUCCACGGCCUACCAGAGCUUUGAGAGUGUAAUGAACGAGGUGUUCCGCGAUGGCGUCAACUGGGGCCGCAUCGUGGGCCUCUUCGCAUUUGGCGGGGCCGUGUGCGUUGAGUGUGUGGAGAAGGAGAUGGGCCACCUGGUGGAUCGUAUUGUUGACUGGAUGACCGUUUACCUGGACAACAACAUCCAGCCCUGGAUUCAGCAGCAGGGAGGAUGGGACCGGUUUGCUGAAAUCUUUGGGAAGGACGCAGCAGCUGAGAGCAGGAGGUCCCAAGAGAACUUCAAAAAGUGGCUGUUAGCUGGGAUGACGCUCAUCACUGGAGUUGUUGUGGGCUCUCUCAUUGCUCAGAAGCGCCUGUGAGAGACAGUCAGCACCACCACCCAGACACCCCAUCUAACAUGAAGGAAUUUGCCAAGUAUUGUCCUGUUUACGUAUUUCUCCUGCAGCCUCAUGCACUGAGGACUAACUCAAUGAUCAGAUUACACAAGGUGAACUCAUCUGAGUAGUCGUCCAUCAGCAUCUUCAGAUCAUCACCAGAUUUCCUAUAACUACAGUCCACGUCAUUGAUAUAUACAUCAAUGGAAUCAAAUUAAAAAGAAAAAAACAUAUUUGGGCAAAAUGAUUUCUUCUUUUCUUUCCCCUUUGCUCAAUUGUUGGUUCUAUAAAAGUUCUAUAUGUUUUGCCAUAUUCAAAGAAUGGAAAACUAAUCAAAACGAAAAAAUAAAAGUUGGUGGUGUCAGAGA